AUGAUGCGCGAGAUUGCCAAAGAGCUGGACACAGCGACGGACGCAUUCUCAGUCAUAAGCCGUGGCACACAACGGCCGCGGAUUCUUGACAUGUGCGCCGCCCCUGGAGGCUUCCUCGCGACUGCACUUGAGAUGUGUCCUGAAGCUCAAGUAUUGGCGUUCACUCUACCUCUUGCGGAAGGAGGACAUAGAGUUCUGUUGGGGAGAGACAGCAGAGUGAAAUUCAAGUUUCUUGAUAUCACGAUGCUGGCUGAAGAUAUGGAUAUGGGUGUGGGACUAGCCAAUGACGAGCAGUGCGGAAAGUUCCUUCCACGAAACAUUGCGCCUCACUAUCUGUUUCGCCUCGUUCUUUGCGAUGGACAAGUGCUCCGGACACAAAACCGACCAGAGUGUCGGGAACAGCGAGAGGCUUGCCGGCUGGUGUCAACACAACUGGCUCUAGGCCUUGAACACACGGAACCGGGGGGGACCAUGAUCAUCCUCCUCCACAAGCUUGAGGAAUGA
Messenger RNA from Colletotrichum tamarilloi, 504 nucleotides. RefSeq lists its product as uncharacterized. Lineage: Eukaryota; Fungi; Ascomycota; Sordariomycetes; Glomerellales; Glomerellaceae. Gene Ontology annotation, biological process: methylation. The record is from RefSeq and is a predicted model, not a curated record. The transcript has a single exon. Gene Ontology annotation, molecular function: methyltransferase activity. The coding region runs from base 1 to 504 and encodes 167 amino acids.